UGGAGUCUCUGGAGUUGGAAUUACAGGUAGUUGUGAGCUCUGGUAUAGGUGCCAGGAAUUGAGCCUGGGUCCUCUGCAAGAGCAACAGUUGCUCUUAACUGCUGAGCCAUCCCUCCAGCCCCAUGUGUCCAUUAUUCAUAAGACUUCAGAAAGCACUCAGGAGGCAGGAGACAGGCAAAUCAGACAUGUCUACAUAGCAAGUUCCAGGCCAGCCAGAGCUACAGUGUGAGACCCUAUCUCAAAAAUAAUUAAAAAGAGACUCAAGCGAGUCCUCUACUGCUAACAAAGCCAUAAACCCUAGGAUCAAAUCCACUUGCUUCAGAGGGAGGGGGGCCUACUAGGCGCCUACUGAUAAGAACAAGACACCAGCUGGGGUAACAUCGCUCAGUGGCAGCAUACACAAGGCCCUAGGUUCAACACUCAGUAGUUCCCCAAAAACCAAUAUCCCUGCACUAGGGAAGCUGAAGCCAGAGGAUUACAAGGAAAACAAGAUGGAAAGAAAGAAGGCAAGUAAGGGCUGUGUAGUUAAGAACACUGACUGCUCUUGCAGAGGACCCAGGUUUGACUCCCAGCACCCACAGGGCAGUUCACAACUGUCUGUAACCCCAGUUCAAGGGGAUCCGAUGCCCUCUUCUGGUCUCCACAGGCAUCAUGCAUGCAACUGAUGCACAGACAUAUUAUGCGGGCAAGACACCCAUGUGAGAAAGAAAAAGGGGAUUGGGGAUUUUGUUCAGUAGUAGAGUGUUUACAUAGCAAGCACAAGGCCCUGGGUUCGGUCCUCAGCUCUGAAAAACAAAAAAAAGAAAAGAAAAAAAAGAUAACUUGAAAUUUGUAUAAGUAGAAACCUGGAAGUGUGUAGAGUAUAUAGUGAAGAUACUUGGGCCAAAUCUGCUGAACAGGUGUGCUUUUCAGAGCUAAUGAGUUAUCCUGUGCCACAGAGAUGGUCUGGCUAGUUGGUUGGCUGACUGGAACAUGGACCCAACUGUACCCUACAGUUAAUAAAGCUGAGAAAUUAGAAAUUGCCUGUCUUGACAUGGGAGCAGAUAAUGAAAACACCCCGAACUAUGGCCCUCAAAAGUAGUCAGCCACGGCCCCUUUGUUACUCAGUCCCAUGUUCUUGUUAAUCAUGGCUUUCCAUUUGAGCCCUCCUGGUUCCAACAGCUGGGUGGCUCCUCCCGGUUGGACCCAGGCUGCACUCGGCAACCAGCACUGCUUUCUUCCCUGGAGACUAUAAGGCCCAGGGAGGAUGAUGCUACAGUCACAGAGCCUCGGUGCCCUGGAGGGAGAUGAGCCAGGACAGCUGAGGCCUUAACAGGCCUCUCCCAUGGCCCUGGGCUGGGGUGGGCUUGGCCCUGCCUGGCUCUUGGCUAUCUUCCCCACUCUAGCUCUUACUUAUUCCAUUAGCAUUCACCAUUUCCUCCCCACUGUCUUCCUCCAUCUGUUCCCAUGGGCUCCAUUAUUCAAACUUGGAGGGAGGAAAUCAGGGCUGGAGAGAUAACAGACUCUGGCGCUGGUACACUGGGUUCCUGUUAUAUCUGUACAGUCCUCCAAACCAGGUAGGCUGCAAGGGGUCAGCCCGGGCUCGGGGUUGGGGAGAGGGCUGCAUCCCACUGUCCGUCCCCGGAGAUGUGGGAAGGCCCCACCUGCUGGCCUCCCCAGACUGCAGGCACAGCUUCAACAACAGAGGCCCUAGGGCAGGGAUGUAAACACAGUCAGAAACCCUCCUGCCCCAGGGGUGGGGCGGAAAGCUCACAGCAUCACAGGGCGGGGCGCCUCCCGUCUGGAUGGAGGUGGUAGGCUAGUAGUGGCUCAUGCACAAGUUGGAGGAGGUGCGCACCCCUAGCUGGAGGCUCUCAGUGCACCUCACUUUACCACCUUUUAUUGCUCUCCUUGCUUACCCCCUCUCCCUAGUCCGUCUUUCUUCUCUGGGUCCUCCUGGGCUCCGCUGACUCUUCUCCUGCCACCUGUGAGUCUUUCUCUCUCCUGCCUUACCCUUUCUCUGCUCUGCUAGUUGCCUGCCAAGAUCUCUCAGGGUUUCUCUACUUGACGUCCCUCCACCCCCUCGCGGCCCCUGCAGACAUCCCCUCCCCCACCCCGGCACGCAGCAGUCACGACGCCUCCUGGCGGUGGCCUCGAACCAGCCCCUUGGCCUCUCUUCUCUUUCCCCUUUGGGACCCAGACUGCCCCUGGAUCACUCUAGCCACCCGGCCUGGACCUCCCCUUCCCUGGAAUUCUCCCCUAGGCCAUCGUAGAGUCCGGGUCCACAGCACUGGCCACACCUGCACCUUUCCCGAGGUCUCACCAGAAAGCCAGCCCUAACUCGCCAGGGCGCGCGUCUCCCCGUCUGCCUCCCCUUCCCGGCCCCGCCCCGACUCCUCCCAGCCCCUGGGGCCCUCCCGCCUCCUCCCCUCCCGUCCGCCCCUCCAGACUCCAGCGCGGGCUGGGCAGGCAGCCUGAGGACAGCUGCGAGCAGGGAGUCCGGGCAAGGCUUGACCCGAGGACACUCCUAGAACUGGCGGAAGCCGAACCCAGAGGUACCCGGGGCCCCGGGCCCUUGGUUGGGGUUACUGGAGGAGGUAGCCCCACUGGUGGCCUUUUCCCUGGGCCGGGUCAUGCGUUGCCGCAAGUGCCAGCUCUGCCUGUCAGCACUGCUCACACUCCUGGGCCUCAAAGUAUACAUCGAGUGGACAUCUGAGUCCUGGCUUAACAAGGCUGAACCCCGGGGCACCCUGCUCAGUCCCACACCACCCAUCGCUGAGCCCACUCUGCCCAUCAACCUCUCAGCACGCCUGGGUCAGACUGGCCCACUGUCCUUGGCUUACUGGAACCAGCAGCAGCGGCAUCUGCGAGUCCUGCCCAGUACAGACUGCCAGACUUGGGGGACUGUUGCUGCCUCAGAGAUCUUGGACUUCUUUAUGUACCCCCAGGACCUCCAGCGCUUCUUGCUAUCAGCAGCCUGUAGGAGCUUCCCACUAUGGCUGCCUGCAGGGGGAGGCAACCCAGUGGCCAGCUGCUCUAAUAAGGAUGUCCCCUACCUGCUCCUGGCUGUCAAGUCAGAACCAGGACACUUUGCAGCACGCCAGGCUGUGAGAGAGACCUGGGGCAGUGCAGCCGCUGGGACCCGGUUGCUCUUCCUGCUGGGGUCCCCAUUAGGAAUGGGGGGUCCUGACCUAAGAUCACUGGUAACAUGGGAGAGCCAGCACUAUGGUGACCUGCUGCUCUGGGACUUCCUGGAUGUUCCCUACAACCGGACACUCAAAGACCUGCUGCUGCUGACCUGGCUGAGCCGCCACUGCCCCGACGUGAAUUUUGUCCUGCAGGUGCAGGAUGAUGCCUUUGUGCAUGUCCCUGCCCUGCUGGAGCACCUACAGGCACUGCCGCCCACCUGGGCCCGCAGCCUCUACCUGGGGGAGGUCUUCACCCAGGCCAAGCCGCUCCGCAAGCCUGGAGGACCCUUCUAUGUGCCGAAGACCUUCUUUGAAGGUGACUACCCAGCCUACGCAAGUGGAGGUGGCUAUGUCAUCUCGGGACGCCUGGUGCCCUGGCUGUUGCAGGCAGCAACCCGUGUGGUACCUUUUCCCUUUGAUGAUGUCUACACUGGCUUCUGCUUCCGUGCCCUGGGCUUAGUGCCCCGUGCCCAUCCAGGGUUCCUCACAGCCUGGCCAGCAGACCGCACCAGGGACCCCUGCAAAAUACGAGGCCUGCUGCUGGUGCAUCCAGUCAGCCCCCAGGACACCAUUAGGCUCUGGAAACACCUGUGGGGCCCCGAGCUCCAGUGCUGAGCCUCAGAGACAAGCUAGGGUGGGGGUGUUAAGGGUCUUGUGCCCCUCCUCAACCCUCCCUAGUCAAGAACUGGGUAGCAGA
This is a messenger RNA of Peromyscus maniculatus bairdii (prairie deer mouse), 3864 nucleotides long. It is a transcript of the gene B3gnt8, whose product is annotated as UDP-GlcNAc:betaGal beta-1,3-N-acetylglucosaminyltransferase 8. Gene Ontology annotation, molecular function: protein N-acetylglucosaminyltransferase activity. NCBI's taxonomy places the organism in Eukaryota, Metazoa, Chordata, Mammalia, Rodentia, Cricetidae. Gene Ontology annotation, biological process: protein O-linked glycosylation; poly-N-acetyllactosamine biosynthetic process. The record is from RefSeq and is a predicted model, not a curated record. Gene Ontology annotation, cellular component: Golgi membrane.